AUGGACUUCCAGCGCCGAGCUCACCCUUACCCCAUCCCGGAGGAUGAAGAGGUUGCACACAAGGUCGCUCCUGAUGCUCACAACUCCGCAGGAAACGAAGGCGAGAAACCGGUGUCAAAACUGCAACGUAGGCACAGUGACAUAAAACUCUACAAAGAGUUUUGUGACUUUUAUGCGAGAUUCAACAUGGCAAACGCACUUGCAAAUGCCAUUUGUGAGCGCUGCAGGGGUGGCUUUGCCCCUGCCGAAAAAAUUGUCAACAGCAACGGUGAGCUGUACCACGAGCAGUGCUUCGUCUGCGCCCAGUGCUUUCAGCAGUUUCCCGAAGGGCUCUUCUACGAG
This is a messenger RNA of Cariama cristata (Red-legged seriema), 342 nucleotides long. Its product is annotated as LIM and senescent cell antigen-like-containing domain protein 3-like. NCBI's taxonomy places the organism in Eukaryota, Metazoa, Chordata, Aves, Cariamiformes, Cariamidae. The annotation marks the transcript as partial. Gene Ontology annotation, cellular component: cytoplasm; focal adhesion; cell-cell junction. The transcript is spliced from 2 exons. Gene Ontology annotation, biological process: positive regulation of integrin-mediated signaling pathway; cell-cell adhesion; cell-cell junction organization. The record is from RefSeq and is a predicted model, not a curated record.